Molecule: messenger RNA, 573 nt
Organism: Daldinia childiae
Lineage: Eukaryota; Fungi; Ascomycota; Sordariomycetes; Xylariales; Hypoxylaceae
Product: putative cyclin-dependent kinase protein
Exons: 3
Coding region: 1-573 (190 amino acids)
Source: RefSeq, a predicted model, not a curated record
AUGAAGAGGCCUCUCGAACAAGAAGUCGACACUCCUCAAGAAGAAGCUGAACGUCAGCAAUAUAAAUCGCUAGAAGAAUAUUCCUUCUUAGACAACUCUGCCAUCGAUAUAACCCUGGAAACCACUGUGAUAGAUCCAUAUUUAGAAGUUGUUGCGCCAGCUCCACCAACCCCGCCGGCGCCGGCUCGAAGACGAUCAACUAUGACUCGAGAGGAAGCUCGACAGAAAGCAGAGAUGUUGCGACUAAGACUCGGUUUGGCUAGUUACAAAGUUCGCACUGGACAGACGGACGUGUCUCUAGAACAGCUUGAAGCCCAGACGUUAUUGAAAUCUCGACGGCCCCAGGAGCCUUCUUUACCCCCGCUGUCACAAAUUACACACACAGGAGAGGAACAUGACAGAGACGGAGAAGACCACGGGGAUAAAGUACCAUCCUCAGGGCGAAAGGCGUUGCCGACUGCGUGGCCUCUUAGUCGGGGGAGUAGUUUUGAUAAGGGCCCUCUAGGAACAGAGAUGGGACAAUUACCCGGAUUGACGAUACCGUGGCCGGAUUCACGAAGAGCAUCGCAAUGA